Messenger RNA from Pyrenophora tritici-repentis Pt-1C-BFP, 9543 nucleotides. Lineage: Eukaryota; Fungi; Ascomycota; Dothideomycetes; Pleosporales; Pleosporaceae. The record is from RefSeq and is a predicted model, not a curated record.
AUGGCAGACGCCAUCCGUUUAUCGUUCUUCGAAAAGCUGUUCAAUCACGUUGCGCUUCCACGCAACCUGCCUGGCAGAGAAGAUGCAAACUUGUGCCGUAUUGAGGAAGUACUCUUGGGGCUGCUGAACGUGGACGGGACUAUUAGUAAGCAAUCGCUGAUGAAAGAGAUGCGCAAUCUUCAUCCCCGCAAGAUGCUCAUCCUGCACGUUGUGCCUCAAAACUGCGCGCUGCUUGUCUACUAUUCGGCUUCUACUUCCGGUGAGCGCUGCAUAGUAUUUGAGGCUUUCGAGACAUCCGCAACUGCCGACAAAGUGCUCGCUGCCAAAGGUGCGCUGCAAUGGGACUUUCCCGGUUCGGCCGUGUCAAUUCCCGAGUCAAAAUUCAACGAGGAGCCUUUCCAAGAAGCUCUCUCUACUUUCAUUCAUCAAGCGAGUACCGAAUUAGUCACCAAAUUUGCGGCAGUCACCUGGAAGGCAGCUGCAAAGGUCCCAGAGAUCAGAGAUACGAGUGAUCCAGCUCUAAUUUCUGGCCUGCUGAUGACCAUACUGGAGGCCAACGGGACUCAGACAGUUGUGACACGACUACGCAAGCGCGUGCGGGACUCGGUCGUUUUCGAUAACGCGCGAAAGCCGUGGAGAAGGUCAGCAUUCUAUCUCGUCCUUCGGGUAGCGGUUCAGCGGCACCUAUAUCAUCACAUGGGCGCAGAAUAUGGACGACUCCACUACAAGACUAUCAUGAGUAUCCUCCAUGCUCAGUUAUUGGAAGAGGUCUUGAAAAAGAUACCUCUUGAGGCAGCCUUCUUCCUACGCCAGAAGCUAGGCCGUCGCCUUGCCAAGCUCAACUCGGACACUAAGCACGUCAAUGAGUCAACAACGACACGACAAUUCCACACGCUGUUUUCUUUGGAUAAUUUCUUCGGGAAUACACUGGCGACGACGGGAGGUUACUUGAAGAACGUUUGGCGAACCCACAGGCAAUCAAAGGAACGCAUGAUUCCGUACUUGCGCUCACGUGCCAAGCCUGAUGAGUUUCGGCUGCGCCUACUGAACAGCGGCAAGAUAUUACGAAGCGUCUUGACUGAUCACAAUUCCCGUCCUAUACCAGAACAGCGAACAUCCUCUGAGCUUCUGAAACUUUACGAACAUUCCGCUGCUUCUGUAAAACCAUAUAUGCGAACAGUUGCCAGUCAUAUUCUAUCAUCGAAGUAUCAUGAAGAGGUGGUGCUUCCAGUCAAGCAUUCAGUGCAGCCUCCAGGCCUCGGCGUCAUCAAGCUAAGCAAGACAAUCCGGGACUACGUUCCAAUGAUCUGUGCAGUCGACAAUUCUUUUCCAAACCAGAAGAGUCAGCAACUUCUGCACCUGAUGGAACUUUGGGUGCUCAUGGACAAAAACGCACUGGCUUGCUAUCCAUUGCUUGGAGACUACCAUCCCGGCUUCGAGGCUGACAUAUUGGACCCUAUCCAGCUGCUUACGCUUGAAAAAAUGUCACGCGCUCAAGAUGUACGAAAAUACCUGGCAGCUCGAUAUCGGAAUCGACUAUCACACGUGCAGAGCAAGACAAUCUUUGAUGAUCCCACUGACGACUGCUUUGCAGCCCGCUAUUACGACAGCGAGGAGCUUCGGGGCGAACUUCCAGCUAUGCGCGAAGUGAUUGAGGACAUUGCUGAAGAUCACAAGUGCCGCAAAGAACGUGAAUGGGAAGAAAAGAGUAUGCAUUACCAGGAGGUCGACAAGAAGUUCAAAGAAAAAGAAUGCAUAUACGAUUCUUUUGUGUUUCCAAACGGCAUGACCGAGUCACGGCACAGAGUUCCUUGCGAGUGGCAUCAUCUUCGUGAUCAGCUGAGGAGCAUCCGGAUCCAGAUCUUCGAACACCCGCUUCCAAGCUAUGAGUCAGCUGCGAAAGCGGCACUAUUUGAAACUUUGUGCCCAGAGGUGUUUGCAGCUUAUCGGGAUGCAACCUGGUUGAUACUGUCUAAGUUAUGUCAUCAGCCAGCAGAUGAGCUUGACAGGAUAUCGCUCAUCCGAGACUAUUCACAGUUGCGUCCAUACAUCAACGGCACCAACUGCCAAGUGACUCUCGGCUCAUAUAAGAAGGCUCACCUGGAGAGCCAUUACGCAACUUGGGGUUUCCCUAUCGGAGUACACGACGUCAUACGAACUUGCGGUCUUAGACCUAGGUAUUAUGACAGACAUAGUAAGGUCUGGACAGGAUGCCCCGAGAAAGCCUCGUUCUGGCAUCAUUUUCCCGUCAAGUUCCCUCCUGGAUCCGCAAUGUCCAACCUUGGAUUACGAUACUCCAAUUGGCCAAAUUCGAAUGGAAUCCAAGCGAACCAAGCUAGGUGUCCUCAGGGCCUUGGUGUACAUGAAUUCACAGCACUUCAAGGUCUCUUAGUCGGCACUCAUUCCAGGUGGCUUGAUCUUUUACGCGAAAUGGGUUCAACAAAUUUAAAUUUCUCGUCUGAGUCUACUUGGGUCAUUGUACUACGUCUGAUCUUACAACAUGGCCCGGGCCUAGCCGACACAUGUCAUACGGAGGUCCACAGCGCUUUGCUUGACCCUGAGUUAUGUGCGAGGCUUUUGGAGCAGAUUCGGUCUCGUCUUGAGGCAAUACGGCGAAACUGGCGAGAGCCUGUUCAAAUGGAGCUUCUGGUCACGAUCUUGCUGAAGCUCGUGUCGUUGACUAUGAGCGAUGCCAUUCGCAAAGAUGGAUUUGAGCUUCUCCGACUAGCGCGUAACAUCACGAACAAUUGGCGGAGGGAACUGCAAUCAGCUGUCACAGACGACCCGAAUGUUCUACAGUCAGCUAUAUGGGCAGCACUGUUGUGCAAGCGGACGCUGCAUACCGAUGCACAGUGUUUUGCUGAACCUGAGGAUCUUCUUGUAUACAUCGAUGCUUCAAUUUCGCUGCAGUACAAUCUGGCCGGAGACUUCAGCUCCAUGCCAUACCAUAUGCGCAAUGCCAUUUUACAAGACACAUUGUUCGCUUACGAAAACCGUGGUCACAUAAGACGCGCGAUCCUCGCCCACCCGCAGACAUUCAUUGCGUCACUUGACAGCCUAUGGCAGAUUCCCGACAACUACGACACUUCGGAGCCUAUCCUAAAGAUCGACCAGGAUAGUUCAUGGAUAUCACUCACCCUUCAGUCCGCCGAGGAAAACCAUCUUUAUUUCGUUCAUUACAAUUGCCUCUACGGUACCCUUUUGAUCGACGGACAGGAGAUGGGAACCCUACCGCUCUCGUACCGGAACGAUGCAGCCUAUCGGCAUAUCUUUGGCUCCAAAAAUCCGAUUGUCUCGACGUCUUCAUUACGGGGUAUGGAGUUUACUCUGUCAGAGACGAUGCGGGGUGGUCAUCGGAUUCAUCUAGGCUUUCGCAAUGGCCAAUUGAUUAUCAGAGCCGUCCAAGCGGGUCGACUACUAGAAUUCAUGCUUGGAAGUGCGUUUGAGUCUGAUCUCCCUCGACCUCUCGUUGAGAACUGCUACCAUUGGUUGCAUGUGAACGACGGGCAUGUUGAGAUUCGACAGAAAGAUGCUUGGGUGUCUAAACCUAGCAAUUGGUGGAUUCUUUGGUACCCUGCUGGUUGUUUCUAUCGUGCAGUCCGACAUUUCAACGAGGAUUCACAGACCACCUUGCUCGAUCCAGGGGGCGAUCUUGUGAGGAGAAUCACACGGAUUUUCGCUCACUUUGAGCUCUCGUCCCAAAUCUUGGUAUUCGCUACGCUGGAUGGUAAAAUUACCGUGGAGCUGAAGCGAAUGGAGCUUAGUUUUUAUAUUAACUUUGAUGGCUUACUGCAUUCGCGACGGCUAGGUGCUAUUAUUCCACCAAAUCAAGAUGCAGGAACCUGGUACGGACUAGAGAACAAAAUUGUCGUACAAUCUGUUGCCAAUCGGCGUCAAAAGAGUAUUCUCGUACCCUGGGGAAGCGUGCGUGUGAAGAAAGAUGGACCUCACGUACUCGUCGCCAUUGAGAUGAGGAGGGGUGUCUACUUGAAAUACGUGAUCAAUGACGUUUUGGGGCGCAUUGAAUGCGCACCCGAGCCCCGUCUCCUGUAUAUGAAAGCUCUACUACAUGCCUAUACCUCGCAUGCUGUAAGCGAUCCGCUCACUGGACGAACUGGGACCGAAGAGGCGCUCCAACUACUCCAAUCAGGCGCCUAUCAACCCUGGAACCCGUUGUUGAGUGACGAAAUAUCCACUUUGAAUCGGAUUGCAGAGCUAUCCCCGAAGAGAGGGUAUUAUCCCAAAGAUGCGAAGUGCAUGGAGACAGUGAUCUGGACCGCAGACUGUACAGUAUACAUGCAAGACGAUCGGUACAGUACAGCUGUUGCGAAGAUAUUACGGAGGUCGUCUCAGUUGUCGCGUUUCUUCCCCGAUCGCAAUGCCCAGGAAACGGCUGGUGUGUCUUCGGAAGCCGCUCAUCUGGCUAUUCGAGCCCUGAAACUCUCUGGCCUUGAGCGAAGGCUUGGGAGUUCAAGUACACCCUACGGCUCCCGCGAUCUUCGUACUUCAUCAGAUAGUCGCCAGAAUGUCCUCGAGAUUUCCAGGCUCUUCCUAGAAUGGCGGCCGUCCUUACCAAUGGAAAAAACAGUAAUCACUCUCCUCCAUGACGCGCCGGUUGUGGGGGGAUAUGACAAACUUUACCGAAAGUCUCUACUGACCGAUCACCUUGCUGUCGAUGUUCGAGCAGAGUGGGGUGCACUUUCUCAGAAGUCACUGCAGUGCAAUAUCGAUGAUAGAUUCACGUUGAUGUUCCUCUUGGGGACGAUGGCGUUUUCGCCUGAUGUCGACCUGGAUUUGUUACGUGUUCUGGCUUCUUUUGCAAUGUUGCCGGAGAUACGUGCUAUACAACCACCUGAACAUCCCGCCUACCAUCAUUUUCGGGUCGAUGGAGCACCCCCGGCAUCUUACCUAAUGUCACUGAUGGAUAAAGCACGAGUGCCUUUCUUGGGAACUGGUUUCAAGAAACGCUCCCAGCUAGUCAAGGCUGAGAGCUCGCAUGAGCCAAACGUCGAUGCAAGUUGCGAGGCACUGGCUAGAUCAAUCGGGGAACAAUGGCCUGCAUCUCUCAUAGACCCACUGAAACUACCUGCCAUCGACCCAGUAUUUCUCGAUGUCGAGCGUGCUGUAAUCGACGUUACACCUGAGUGGAAUCGUCUUACCUGCAACUACGAAUUAUCCCUGUAUUUGGAUCGUGUGCAGAACGUUCUUUUCCGGGUAGCUGCUCAACAUCCAAGAGCGGGAUCCUCUGCGGUGGCAAGCACACUGACCAAGCCAACGUCGCUUCCAGUCUAUCCCACUAGAUCGAAAACUGGUGACGAUAUGUCGCUCUCGGGUCUAUUGGGCAACUGCAUGGUCUCGCCACCCGCCGCGGCUUCCACAUCAUAUGCUGGACCCCUUGUUAUGAGAUUUGGUAAUGCCGUUAGUCGCUCCGCCAAUCUCUAUAAUUCUUUGAGUGCCUCACCAGUUGGGAAAGCCUCACUUGGUCCAUACCCUGAGGUUUCACAAUCAAAAGAGAUUGGCAUGCUUAGAGAUAUCGUCGCAGAGUUCAAGGACCCGUCGUCUUUCGUACAAUCCAGGUACAGCAAAGAGAUGAAUGAGAGCAUCGAUGCACUCCAAAAACAUCUCACGAGCAAGAGAAGCACAGCGCACCACAGCUAUUCUCGAAUUUCACCUGAAGAGAUUGACUCGGCAAAGAAUGCUGUUAGAUCCAUCGCCAAUCACAUUCGAUAUACUCUCCAAGCUAGCGAUCCUCAGGCUAGGUGGCUGCAAAUGGUGGAUCUUUGGCCGAAGAUGACAACCGUUGAGCUUCUCAGCGAGCUUCGGGUUACGUCAAGUAAUCGUUUUCCAGCGGGCACCAAAAAAGCGCUCGUGGAUUUCGGGCUCGCCAUAUGCAGGCAUCAGCGUCUACUUCGUAUCCAGGAUGCACAAAAGCGCUGCAAAGAACAACAACAGCAAGAUGAGUGGUCGAAUGAAGGUCAUGGUAAUUGGAACGCCCUAGAAUAUCCGGACUGGCUUCUGUUGGAGAUAGACGGCGAUAUCCUCCUUCGAGAAGAACAAGUCAACGUGGCUUUGGCGACAGUGUCGCCACAGUCGGGGGGAAACUCCGUUCUCCAGCUUCUGAUGGGCAAGGGAAAGACGUCUUGCAUUCUCCCUAUGGUUGCUGCCUUACUUGCCAACGGGAACGAUCUCGCUCGUGUAGUUGUGCCGAGGGCUCUCUUAUUACAGUCAGCACAAGCGAUGCAGGCCAAACUCGGAGGAUUGGUGAACCGUGAACUUAUACAUCUCCCCUUUUCUAGGAAGACGCCUCUCACAGAGUCCUUGAUCAAUCUCUACGGAAGGAUACACACGCGAUUAAGAGAUCAUCGAGGUGUGGUCAUUGCUCUGCCUGAACAUAUACUCUCGUUCAAACUGAGCGGGUUGCAGCAGUUGUGCGAUGAGCACCUCAAAGCAGCAUCAAUAAUGAUCGAGCUUCAACGCUGGCUAGACGAACACACUCGGGAUAUCCUCGAUGAAUGCGACGUGUCCUUGGCGAUUAGGACGCAACUGGUCUACCCAUCUGGUACGCAAAUGACAGUUGAUGGUCAUCCCAUGCGCUGGCAGGUCACUCAAGCCGUGCUACAGCUCGUCAAGGACUUCUCAUCUACUGUACAGUCAAAAUAUCCUCGCAGUAUUGAGAUCGUCAAACGUGGAGCGAAUGGCUUUCCUCUCAUAUACUUUCUCCGCAAAGAUGCUGAGGACUACCUCAUCGAACUUCUGGUGAAGAUCAUCUGUAAAGGCCAAGUUCCGUCGAUUAUCCCAUGUGCAGAGUAUCCGACCUCCGUUAAGCAGGACCUGGAAGCGUACAUUUCGAAACCAACUGUGCGCAGCGGCGUAGUCUCCAGGAUCACUUCUUAUCUCCAGGACAAGCAAGCCUUUGUGCGAGUUAUCAACCUGCUACGUGGCUUCUUCGUCAAUCGCAUAUUGGUAGCCACACUGAAGAAGCGGUGGAACGUACAAUAUGGACUACAUCCGACACGUGCUCCGAUAGCCGUACCAUACUUAGCGAAGGGUGUGCCAUCCCCUGCAGCCGAGUGGGGCCAUCCUGACGUUGCUAUCACUCUGACUUGUUUAUCUUUCUACUACGAAGGGCUCAGUCUCCAACAAUUCAAAGAGGCUUUCGAGCACUUGGUGAAGACCGAUGAGCCUAGUGUACAAUAUGAAAAGUGGUUUCCGAAGGAAUACGCUAUUCCCAAAGAGCUGGAGGACUAUGCUUCAAUCAAUGCUGAGGAUGAGCGGCAGUUGAGCGAGCUCUGCCACGUUGUACGUUCGAGCGCUAGCUCAGUCGAUUUCUACCUGAACAGCUUCGUGUUUCCGAAAUACGCCAAGACCUUCAAGCUCAAACUCCAGGCAUCGGGUUGGAACCUCUUUCCUUCCAUCACAGAGAAUACCGGACCCCGUCUUACUGGAUUUUCUGGUACAAACGAUUCUAGGCACCAGCUGCCUUUGCUAGUCCAACAGCGAGAUCUACCCCAACUAGCACACACGAAUGCAGAGGUUCCAUAUUAUCUCCUCGCACCUCGAAAUCAAUCCUACAUGCGAAUGGUCUCUCCGAACGGGGUUCGGUGGAGUGAAAUGGAUCUUCUCGAGAAUCUGGCAAAGACUUUCUGGGCCCCUCAAUCGAAUGGCCGUCCCAAAUUUUCCAAGCAUGCAAGCACCUUUUGGAGUUCUCAGCAACAAUCUCCAAUCAGAAUCCUCAUCGACGCUGGUGCACAAGUUCUUGAACAUUCAAACAGAGAUUUUGCGAGGGCCUGGCUAGAAGCCGAUAGCAUGGCAGCAGCAGCAGUCUAUUUUGAUGACGAUCAUCGUGUAUGGGCUUUGUACCGUACUGGAAGGUGUAUACCUCUAGUAGCAUCUCCGUUCGUGGACGACCUGGAGCGAUGCGUUGUUUAUCUGGACGAAAGCCACUGCCGUGGAACCGACAUCAAGUUCCCACCACACGCCAGAGCAGCAGUGACCUUGGGUCAACACCUAACGAAGGACGCUCUCGUACAAGCAGCGAUGAGGCUGCGGCUUCUUGGACAAACUCAAUCGAUCACCUUCUUCUCACCCCCUGAAGUGCAUCAGGGUAUACUGGACCGCUUACCUAAGAAUGCGACACCGUCUCACGAGCCUACCUCAAACGACGUGCUUCGCUGGGUAUUUGCCCAAACGUGUGAUUCAAUCGAGCAGCUUGAGCCAUCUUACUUUGCUCAAACUUCGCAUUACUUACAGCAAGAGCAAGCACGGCUAGAGUACCCGCACCACCAAUACCUCCAAAACCGGUCGUCACGCGAUGCAUAUGUAGACACAGUUCGUAUCAAAGACUCCGUCACUCUGAAGCAAUUAUAUGAGCCCAGGGGCCAACGCCAAGCAGCUGCAGCCAAAUAUGCUUCCAUCAUCUGGAAGCCCUCGCUACAGAGGAUAUACGAUGAGCUUCAAAACAGAAAGCAGCACUUCCAAGACCGAGGCAGUGCUGUCCAUGCAUCCGCACUGGAAGAAGUGGAGAUUGAACAGGAGCGCGAGGCGGAAAGGGAGGUCGAAAUUGAAGUCGAAAAUGUACGCGAGGUGCACCAGGCCCUACUUUUUGAUGCUCUCAAGGUCAACAAACUGCACGAAGACGUUUACCACUUUGCUGUCUAUGGCAGACUAGUGGCAGGAAGUGAUGCCUAUCAACCUAUGUUCUCGGUACUGGGCCGUACUUCGAUUGGUCUGAAACAUGCAGUCAACACUUCCAUGAAGUCAGGACUGUGGCUAUCAACGCAGUUUAACCGAACAAUCGAAAUCUACGAGCCUAAUGACAACUAUAUCCGUUCUGCGCAUUGGUUGCUUUGGAGCCCCAUCAGCCAGCAGGCACUUCUUGUCAGCCCCGAGGAAGCAAACGAACUCAUCCCAAUCAUGCGCGAGCAUCGGUCCUUUGAGGCGGCCGGUAUUGUUCACCUCAUCGUCUACGCCGCGCCCGUAACCCGCCGGAUGCUUCAGUUCAACCAGCUCAGCUAUCACGCCACGCCUUCUCUACCAGUCGACUUCCAGGCCCCAGUUUGGCUGAGGGUUGAGCUAGGCCUGUUUUCAGGUCGCUUGUAUAUUGAGUGGGACGAAUACUACGAACUGCUUGCAUACUUGGGUCUCGACCAAGACCUAUCUCAGCACCCGGAGAGGCCAGCUUUCGCAAAGAAACCCCUCACCUUCUUACAUGAGUGGAUUGCUCUCCGCCGCAAAGGUCAAGACUUUGAGCACACGCCCAUGGGCUUCGUCACCACUGGAAAGCCGCUCACCGAAAAUCAUCCCUUCUUCCGUGCACUCGCCCACGGAGAAGACCCAACCUUCCGUCAGCAGGUCGCCAAAUUUGCUCAAGGCCACUCCGAUGAAGUGAAUCAUGAAGAAGAGGAGGACCACGAUGACCAUGAUGAUGAGGAAUUUGUACCAGCUGUUGAGCAUGUCGAUUCUUCCGAGAGUGAGGACGAGGAUGGAUCUGAGUCAGAUGAUGGCGAUGACGACUUUGAAGAUGCAGAGGAGGAUAUGGACUAG